AGACCGUCUCUGGGAUCUUAGCGGGUAGUUGUAUUCUUUUUGGAAUUUCAAUUUUGGGGUUUAGCAAGUGAAGGAACUGACCCUCGAACCCUCUACAUAAUGGGGGAGCAGAUUGUCCUUCGCCGAGCUCCCUUUUUCUGCCGGCGGUUGAUCGCUGUUCUUGGCGUUGAGAACCCGCCAAGCCCCGCCAUCUACCUGCGUCGCUGCCGCUGUUCCUCUUCCACAGCCAAAGCUGAGGCAGAGAAAGAAGCCGAUACUGCAGAUAAGAAUGGCAAGUGGUUCACUCUACCUCCGUACACUUCCUCUAUAAAUGGCGCUGCUCUUGGAAAAGAGCUCGCUGGAAGGCAAUCAGAUACUAAGUGCAAAACUGCCACCACCAUGACGGCCCUGAAGUGGGUUCUCCAUUGCUGCCCUGAGUUUCCAAGGUCUCUUGUGCAAAAGCUGUUUCGAUUAAGACAGGUUAGAAGGUUAUCCUCUCCUGAUCAACAACCUCAAUGCAAGAGGGUGAAUGCUAAGGAGCCGAUGCACAUAGGGGAUCAAAUAGUUCUUCCUAUAACUGUUGGAAAGUUUCCUGCUGAAAAGAAAGUCGAGCACUUUUGCAGUGAAGAGCAAAGAGAGUUCUUUCAAAGUAUUGAAUUGUACAAGGACCCAUCUAUUCUUGUUGUAAAUAAACCGCCUGGGAUGCCUGUUCAGGGUGGUGUAGGCAUAAAAAGAAGUUUAGAUGAAUUGGCUGCAAAAUAUAUGAGAUAUGGCUAUCCAGAGCCCCCUCGUUUGGUACACAGACUAGAUAGAGAUUGUAGUGGGAUAUUGGUGAUGGGAAGAACCCAAUUGAGUGCGACGGUUUUGCAUGCCAUCUUCCGGGAGAAGACAUUUGAAGCAUCUAGUGAUGAUGCUGAGCGUACAAAAAGAAAUUUGCAAAAGAAGUAUUGGGCUCUUGUAAUUGGUUGUCCUAGACGUGCUGGAGGAAUAAUUUCAGUGCCUCUGGGAAAGGUGAUGGUGGAUAAUGGGAAAUCUGACCGUAUUACCGUAAUGGAUGAUGGCCGUGCACAAUCAGCACAAUGUGCUGUGACAGAGUAUCGAGUCAUUGAAACUUCUGAUAAGGGCUUUACAUGGUUAGAGCUAUCUCCUCUUACUGGCAGAAAGCACCAGCUGCGGGUUCACUGCGCUGAAGUACUGGGAACGCCGAUACUUGGGGAUUAUAGAUACGGGUGGCAAGCUCAUAGGAAUUUGAAUAAGCAAUAUCUUCCCGAGCAGAAGGGGGGCCCUCUUGGCUUCAAUAUGAGGAAUGGCAGCGAGUCUGAUAGGCAGCAGCCUCCUCAUCUUCAUCUGCACUGCAGAGAGAUGGUUUUGCCCAACAUAUCUCAGGCUUUGCAACAACAAGCUUCAGAUGGCACUUUCUCAGAAGUUGAAAACAUAAAGCUCUUUGCUCCUCUCCCGCCCCACAUGCAGCGAAGUUGGGAUCAUUUGAAUUCUUAGCUGUCAUUUUGUUUAGAUUCACGAUAGUCGGUCUGUCUAAGCAUCUCUUACCUUUACUGCUUUACAUCGCAUGAAAAACUCACAUAACAAUGAGAAACCAACUGCAUUGUCAUAUUCAAUGCUUUGAUUAAGAAUGUUGAUUUUGAACUUCGAAUAUUCCUUAAAUAAAACCAGGAGCUCCUA
Messenger RNA from Cuscuta campestris, 1659 nucleotides. Lineage: Eukaryota; Viridiplantae; Streptophyta; Magnoliopsida; Solanales; Convolvulaceae. The record is from the annotation of a GenBank genome assembly.